UCAUAAUUCUAAACAUCCUGAUUUUUAUGCCUUUCUGAGUUUCAUUUUCCUGGAUUUGAAAGGCCACAUUGAAUACGUUAAAUAUUUUCUGUCUUCAAAAAAACUUAAUUGAUGUUAAAAAAAACUUCAAAAAACAGAUGAUGUACUUUCAAUAGACAUACAGUUGAUUGAUUGGCAGCUUCCUCUUAGAUAAAGAUCUGUAGAUACAAAAUUUGAAAGACUAUCACAGUGACAAAUCAACCACAGGAAGGCAGUAUGAAUAACAACACUAGUGCUAAUCAAUGUGAGAAGCUACGGGCACUGGAAUGUUUAUGGCUCUAUCUUCUGGAGAACUGCGCCACCUACUUGCCUGUCGUUGGUGGAGUGCUUGUCUUGUUGAUCAUUUUCAAUAUCACGUGUAUUUACUGGUGUGUCAAACGACAAGUCAAUAGACAGCUGAUAAAUAUUCGUAGGAAAGACUGCAAUGAAAGAGAGGAAAGACCGAUUUCGGAAGCAAUAACGUGCAUCUACAAGACGAAUAAUGAAGAAAAGGAUUUCGCCUACGAUCUUGCUUCAAAUGCAAAGGUUAUGUCAAAUUUAGGCACUUUAAACGAGGGAUGCCUCCCUGAGGAAAGCAACACACGAUUUGUCAGACCGAUGUCUCAUAAUAGUGACUACGACAACGUAUGGUCAACCACUUGGACAACCCUGGCAUCAACUGAAGAUGAGUACACCAAGGUAGAGAAAGUAAGGAAAACAGCGGUGACAGUUAACCAGGAUGAGGAGAUAUAUAGCAAACAGAAGCUGGAUGAUCUAGACACUACUGUAGUUGAUGAAGAACUAUUAAAUGAAAACAUUCAGAAGAAUGCUGAACCUAAGGAGAUUUUGAGUAAAAAUGAUAAUAAAAGCUUACAAGUCAAGGAACCAAAUAUGGCAACACCGAAGACCGAACAGAAAUCAAAAAGGUGUGAUGAUAAAGCUAAUGAUUUUGAAUGUAAAACAAACGAUAUUCAGCAGCGUGAAAAGGGAAUUUCAGCAGGAAUUUGCCAAAAUGAAAGAAGAUAUUUUUCGGAGACAAAUAAAAAUGUUCUUUGUGAGCCUGAGUUGUACUCAGAUGUAGCGAGUGAAGACAGAAAGAACGACAACAAAUCCGAAAGAAACGACACUCCGUCGGGUCAAAUGGGAGGAACGAUAUCUCCUGAAGAGGUAUGCGGAGGAAAUGAAAGAGCCUCCUCAAAAACAGAAAACACAAGUAAAAAUGAGAGUAGAAGUAAAUAUUUGAAGGAAAAUGAUAUUAAUAGUGAAGAAAAGGUUAGAAAGGGUAAGAAAAAGUGCCAGAAGGUUGAGAAAUCAACAACAACCGCCGAAAAGAGAAAGAUCAGGAAAUCUUAUCAAAGUGACGACUAUUGUAAUGUCUCCAUAAACCCAGAGAAAACCGUGAGUUUAGGAAAUCUUUCAAAGGAAGAAGCUAAUAAGCAAGUGGAUGAAGCAACAGCAAUAUUGGUGGCCAACAUGAAUAAUGUCUCUUUAAAAACAAAACUGUAAAGGACUUUUUCAGAUAUUUUAAAUAAACAUUACAUGUACCAGGUAUGUAAAAAGGAGAAAUAAAAUGUUUUGGUCAAAUAAUUUUUAUCAUUACAACCCUAGUUUAUUUAUUUUUUAUUCAAAAUACACAAAAAUAGACCGCAUUAAAUAUCAGAGGAGAAAUCAAGAGCCAUGAUGAAUUA
Molecule: messenger RNA, 1706 nt
Organism: Saccostrea cuccullata (small rock oyster)
Lineage: Eukaryota; Metazoa; Mollusca; Bivalvia; Ostreida; Ostreidae
Exons: 4
Coding region: 256-1524 (422 amino acids)
Source: RefSeq, a predicted model, not a curated record